AUCAUAUCUAGUCCUAAUACACCAGGGUUGCGUAGUAUGCAGAAGAAGGAGGAAUUAAGUAAACUUAUUAAGGAAGUGCUAAGAGCCCGAGACUCCAGAUCUCCUAGAACUCCGUUGUUGGUCAAAAUAUCUCCGGAUUUAUCUAGAGAGGAUAGAGAAGAUAUUGCGACAGUUGUUCUGAAUACUGAUACGAGGGUAGAUGGUUUGAUAGUGACUAACACUACAAUUACCCGCCCUGAACUUAAGAGUGAAUAUAGAAAUGAAACGGGUGGAUUAAGCGGUGCACCUCUCAGAGAACUGUCGACAGAAACUAUUCAUGAUAUAUAUAAACUUACUGGUGGUCAUAUUCCAAUCAUUGGAGUAGGUGGUGUGAGUAGUGGUGAGGAUGCGUACAAGAAGAUCUGUGCUGGAGCCUCACUUGUCCAGCUUUAUUCAGCUCUUAUAUUCCAGGGUCCUCCUGUGGUUACAAGGAUACGGAGAGAACUAAAUGAGAUCUUGGAGAAGGAAGGGUUUGAUAAUAUCUCACAGGCUGUUGGUUCCGCUCAUAGGAAGUAAUCUCUCGUCCUCCCAGCUUUAUAUUUAUACUAAAUAUCUUUCUUUUAUAGUUGACAUUUUUCAGAAAA
Messenger RNA from Eurytemora carolleeae, 623 nucleotides. RefSeq names its product dihydroorotate dehydrogenase (quinone), mitochondrial-like (gene Dhod). Gene Ontology annotation, biological process: pyrimidine ribonucleotide biosynthetic process; 'de novo' pyrimidine nucleobase biosynthetic process. Gene Ontology annotation, molecular function: dihydroorotate dehydrogenase activity. Gene Ontology annotation, cellular component: mitochondrial inner membrane; cytoplasm. The coding region runs from base 37 to 555 and encodes 172 amino acids. The transcript is spliced from 9 exons. The record is from RefSeq and is a predicted model, not a curated record. Lineage: Eukaryota; Metazoa; Arthropoda; Copepoda; Calanoida; Temoridae.